AUGUGUAACGAAACAUUUAAUUUCAAUGAGCCAGAAUUUCAAACAAGACGACAUCAAAUUAAUAAACUACAGAACAAUAUAUUGACAUUAAGAACAAGGAAAUAUUCGGCUAAUCAAAUUGAAGAAAGAAAUACUAAAAGUAAUUCAGCUAACAAACGCUUUAACUCAGCUUAUUCUGGAUUUGAUACAGUUUAUGGAAAUAACAAUAGUGAUUUCAACGAACCAACUACUGAUAGAUCAAAUAAUACUGAGCUAAAUGAAAAAUUACCAAGUUUCUCCUUGUAUGAUUGGGAGACAAGUUCUGAAAAUAUAAGUCUGAUUGAAGGCAAAUUAAAACGCUGGCAUUAUGAAGUAGAUAUGUUAUAUGAUGGAGAAACAUCAGUUGGAAAUAGAAUAAGUUCACUGAAGAGCUGUGAACAAAUAAAUCUAAUCAAACAACUUCUGCCUGGCAGACAAAUCUUCAUUAGAACAAUCGACCAUAACAACGUAAUCGGUGCAUCAGGUCUUUUAGAAACAAAUCAAUUUCAAGCAGAUAACACUAUGCAUGACUCAUGCAAAUCUGUUCGUUUCGAAAGUAGUAAGCGCAAAAUUGAUCCAAGUGAAGUUUCCAUAAAUCAAGACGAUGAUUUAAUGAGUUCAAAUUUGGGACAAGUUAAAAUAACUACUUUAAAUGUUGUCAAUACUACUGAUGAUCAGCUAGUAGUAGAUGAAGCAGGAGAAGAGUAUGAAUUUAAAAUAGAGGUAGAUAAAAGUGAAGCUUUUGAAAAUACAGAUGAAAAGAACCAAAAUCUUACAAAUGAAGUCAAAUUAAUUCUUGAUAGAAUCCGUCCAGUUUCAUCAACUUAUGGUUACAUAUUAACUAAUAGAUCAUCUAUACCAACAAGAAACAUUGAGUCAGCCAGAACUAGUAAGACAUAA
Molecule: messenger RNA, 918 nt
Organism: Schistosoma haematobium
Lineage: Eukaryota; Metazoa; Platyhelminthes; Trematoda; Strigeidida; Schistosomatidae
Exons: 6
Coding region: 1-918 (305 amino acids)
Source: RefSeq, a predicted model, not a curated record